GUAUCAUUUUUUUUAUUAGAAAAAAACAAAAGGAGGGUAUCAAAGAGCCUUUGUAUUAUUGAAGAUGGGUGAUUCUGUACACAAAAAAAACGCUGGUAAAUCAACCGAUAGACAGAAGGAGAGCCGAUCGGCACACAAACCCUUUCUUUUGACACGCGAGGAUGUGCAGGCCGCAUUUGAGUUUUUUGACACCCAGCAAUGUGGUUACUUGAAUGUGAGCAGUCUAAAAGCCAGGCUCUCGGCUUUCUAUCCGAACCUCACCAGCAAAGAAUACUACUUUUUGCUUGAUAAUAUUGGUGUGGCGAAGGCGACAGCGGGUAGUAGUAACACUGCCGGUAACAGCACCACCAUCACCCUGGAUCAGCUCUGGGAAAUUAUUGACAUGUACCAGGGGGUACUCACUAAUUUGAAUUCAGAAGGGUCAUUGUUAACUCAACCGACGGAAGGAACUGCCACGUCGAGGCACCGAUCUAUUACGGUCAAUGCGGCAUCUACUGUGAAAAAAAUUACAGAGAGCAACACUGACUCAAUGUCGGCAAUAGCCGCUGUUGUCGCGUCUAACGGCAGCAUCGACUUUGAUCCCGUGCAAGAGGCUUUCCGGAUCUACGAUCCUUAUGGAACAAAUUAUAUUGAUGUGAAAACAAUGGCUUACAUCAUGGCUCGCAUUGGUUUCGGGGAGUUAAGUGAUGAGGAGUUGGAUAUUCUAGUGAAAGCAGCAGAUUUUGAUCGCGAUGGUAAAAUUAGCUUUCAGGACUUUCGACGACUGGUCGAAAUGAGGACAGGACACAUAAAAAAGAAUUGA
Molecule: messenger RNA, 802 nt
Organism: Phytomonas sp. Hart1
Lineage: Eukaryota; Euglenozoa; Kinetoplastea; Trypanosomatida; Trypanosomatidae
Source: the annotation of a GenBank genome assembly